Molecule: messenger RNA, 798 nt
Organism: Penicillium waksmanii
Lineage: Eukaryota; Fungi; Ascomycota; Eurotiomycetes; Eurotiales; Aspergillaceae
Product: MAM33 family protein
Exons: 5
Coding region: 1-798 (265 amino acids)
Biological process (GO): cytosolic ribosome assembly
Cellular component (GO): mitochondrial matrix
Source: RefSeq, a predicted model, not a curated record
AUGCUGUCUCUCCGUGCUUUCUCCCGUGCCGCCCCGCGCUUCACACGCUCUGUCGCCCGCACUUCUCUGCGUCCGGCUGUCCUUCCCAAGACUUCCUUCGUCCAGCCUUGGAAGCAGGUCGCUAAGCCCGCCUACGCCAGCUUUUCCACAUCCAGCGUCUUCCGCGAGCCCGCGGCUGAGGGUGAUGUGGAGCUGAUCGCGAAGCUCGACGAGGAGCUCAAGCACGAGAAGGCCUCCGGUGUCGAGGAUGCCCGUGAGCAGAAGGCCAGCAUCGAUUACGUUCUCGAUGCCGGCGAGUGGAAGGUCAAGGAUGUUGAGGGCGAGCAGGAGGUUGUCCUGACCAAGAAGUUUGGCAACGAGACUGUCAAGGUUACUUUCACCGUCGCCGAUAUCAACAACCUCGCCGAGGACCCUAUGGAUGAGCUGGCCGACGAGACCCUCGGUGAUGAGGGUGAAUACCAGAACCAGCAGAACAAGGACAAGCCUAGCAACGGUGCCCUCCUGGUCCAGGCUGUCAUUCAGGACGGUGACCUCCAGAUCGAGGAGAUCGCCCACUACAGCAACGCCGAGGUUGCCAACGCCCAGACCGCUGAGAAGGACUGGACCCGCCAGAGCCUCUACGCCGGUCCCCCGGCUGAGAACCUUGACCCUGAGCUGCUCGCUUUCUGGGGCCGCUAUCUCGAGGAGCGUGGCCUCAACCUGGAGUUCCAGAACAUGGUUACCGACUACAUUGCGUACAAGGAGCAGAAGGAGUACAUGCGGUGGUUGGAGAACGUCCGCAAGUUCGUUUCUGCUUAA